Microbotryum saponariae is the source of this 1052-nucleotide messenger RNA. The record is from the annotation of a GenBank genome assembly. NCBI's taxonomy places the organism in Eukaryota, Fungi, Basidiomycota, Microbotryomycetes, Microbotryales, Microbotryaceae.
AUGGCAACACGGCGCCUCUCUUGCCGACUUUCCCUCUUGGCCUGCUCGACGCUGCACCACCAGCCAACACGAGCACGAACCCCCGCGCUCGCUCUCGCGCUCGCCGACGCCGUACGCUGCUAUGCGACCCAAGCACCGCAACAGACCGUCAUCCUUCCGGACGACCCAACAGCCUCCACGCCAUCCUCUACAGCGGACCUCACCACCCCAGCCCCAGCCCCAGCCCCAGCCCCAGCAUCCCCCCCGGCCAGCUCGAGCUCGACCAGUCGACUGCCCCCGCUCGCACCUGAACCCGUACCAAAGAUCGCACCUUCCCCACUCUUGACCAGAGUACAGCGACCGAUCGGUGCUUUCAGAGGAGGGUCAGUUCGGCGAAGAAGACACGCGUACUCUCUACAGGCAUAACUGAACCCACCUCCCACCCCCCGCACAGCCUGAUCGGAUUCUUGCUCGGGAUGACCACCGUCGGCAUUUGGGGCUACACCCACCUCUUGCAAGACUACAUGACCGCUUCGAAAGCGUUGCUCGACUCCGUGCAAGAGUUGCACCUCUCGACAGAAAAGGUACGCUUUCACUUGUUCGAGGAGACCGACAGAACCCGCAACCGGAAAACCUGACGUCCAACGCACCUCCCCACACACACAUACGUCCGUCCACAGAUGACGAGCCACAUCGAACGGAUCGAAGCGGUCGAGAAAACCGUCAACGAAUUGAGCAAAUCGUCCAGUACGAACGACCAAAUCGAUACACUCAGGAAGGAGUAUCGCAAAUUGCUCGUAAGUAGAUCAUCUACUGGCUUUUGGCCGCUUGCUCGCAGAAACGCAGAAACUGAUCGCUGGCUGUCUCGAUGAUCAACGAUCACAGGAAGCCGAACAUUUGGAGGUGCUCGCGCUCAAAUCGCACGUUUGGGGAAUGCAAGUUCGGCUCCAGCUCAUUCACGAAAUGCUCCGGGGCCACGAGCUGACUAGCCCGAUCCUUGCCCGACGCUUGCCCACAGAGAACAAGAUUUGCAAGCCCUGUCAAGAGGCGCCGCAACGACCGUUCGAAUUUAA